This is a messenger RNA of Paramormyrops kingsleyae, 1554 nucleotides long. The record is from RefSeq and is a predicted model, not a curated record. NCBI's taxonomy places the organism in Eukaryota, Metazoa, Chordata, Actinopteri, Osteoglossiformes, Mormyridae.
GAAAAACAGCCAUUUAAUUACGUUUCUGGCAGCAAAUUUCCCAAAACCAAAGAAUUCAAUUCCGUUAAAUAUAAAAGCCAUGCUAUCGUAUGGACCCUCGCGAAAAUCGAUACAUGAAUUUGUUAUCGCAUAUAUAAUAUGUUGUAGCCCAUGCUCCUUUUAAACGGUGUUUUUUACUGGAACCUGGGGUUGGAAAUCGCGCGCACGCAUUUGAAUGGCAACGAAGGGAACGUGAUCAAAAAAGAGGACAGCUGUUAUUUAUCUAUCGAGAUACGUCAACAUGAGAAGCUGAGAGGGGACACCACAUCUACAGUAUCAAAAGGUGGCUGCGAAGGUAUCUGCUUCGGUGUAAACAGCAUGGUGGUUCUCAAGGCAGCAGCAGCAUCUCUGGGGCGCUGUCUCUUCGGCGCCCUUGCCAAGCCGUCCCAGCGUCGGCGAUGGCCGCCCGUCCGGGGCUGCAGUCUCACCGCCAGCUCCAGCAGAUUCGUGUUGUCACGAGUGCACCCGAUGUGGCAGGAGCCCCUGGCCAUCCCUGGGGGUGACCGGCAGUCCCCAAUCAACAUCACCAUGCGCAAGAGCAUCUACGACCCCCACCUCCAGCCCCUCUCCAUUAGAUACGACCCCAGGACAUGCCAGCAGAUCUGGAACAAUGGAUACUCCUUCCUGGUGGAGUUUGACGACACCACGGACAAAUCCACACUCAGAGGUGGGCCCCUGGAAGACCAAUAUCGGCUCUGCCAGUUCCACUUCCACUGGGGGGAGAGCAACGCCUGGGGCUCGGAGCACACUGUGGACCGCUGCCUCUACCCAGCUGAGCUCCACCUCGUCCACUGGAACUCGGAGAAGUACAGUCUGUUUGAGGAGGCGGUGAUGGAGGAGAACGGGCUUGCGGUCAUCGGCAUCUUUCUGAAGGUGGGGAAGAGACACGACGGUCUGCAGAAACUGGUGGAUGCCCUCCCUGCAAUCAGGCACAAGGACAGCGUGGUGGAGUUCACUAGAUUUGACCCCGGCUGCCUCCUGCCAUCUAACACAGACAACUAUUGGACGUAUGCAGGCUCCCUGACCACCCCCCCGCUGACGGAGGCCGUCACCUGGAUCAUCAUGAAGCAGCACAUCGAAGUCAGUCAUGACCAGCUGGCGGUGUUCCGGAGCCUUCUGUUUACCUCUGCCGAGGAGGAGGCGCAAAAGAGCAUGGUCAACAACUUCCGCUGUCAGCAGCCCCUGAGGGGGCGGACUGUGCGCUCUUCUUUCUCCCCAUUCCUCCAUGAAGACGUGUCCAGUGAGGCAGCAGGCCGCUGAGUUCUGCCUAGAGCUGCCACUGUCUGCAGGAGGGGGGCUCCUAGUGGUGGGGAAUGGUACUGCAGCAUAAAAAAUGGGCAGGAUAAUCUUAGGUCAGCGUUUUGGGGGGGCGCAUACUACAUAAUUUAUGUAUUAAUAAGUUGUUCAGCAUGGAUGCAGUAACUGAACAGCAGUUUUAAAACCAGUCUAGGUGGUUAUAUUUCAGUAUUUCUGACCAAAUUUUCAUAUAUAUAUAUAUAUAUAUAUAUAUAUAUA